Messenger RNA from Oppiella nova, 855 nucleotides. Lineage: Eukaryota; Metazoa; Arthropoda; Arachnida; Sarcoptiformes; Oppiidae. The record is from the annotation of a GenBank genome assembly.
AUGUGGACGGGCAGUACAUCGCUUGAGUUCACCAUGCUUACCGCCGAUGUAAUCGCGGAUAUUGUUUGCCAUGUGUUCGCUGAUCACAAGCAAGAGCUCCCGGUUCUCACCAGUCUUUACGCACACGGCUUUUUGUCUAUUGACACCGUCGAUGGCGUAUGUCUGAAAUGGUUGGCACUGACCCUCAAUGUCUUUGAUAUACGCCAUCCAUGUAUUGUUCUCCGCAUUCCGCUCCACAUCAAUGACAAGACCUGCCAUUUGAAUGACUUUUUGUGUGGCGCUAAGGGAUGCGACUCGAGCUGUCAUUUCUCCCAACCCUUGCAACACAAUCUUCUGAUCGCCGGCGCUGUUGAUAUCAAUGCAGAUAUCACUGAAAUUGAAUCCAAAUCCUUUGAGUUGUUCCACUCUAAGUCUCACCUCAUCCAUUGCCAACUGUCUGAACAAACCCUUGUCCGUCAGGUUGUCCAUCUUCCAGUCGUCGAUUACCUUUUCCUCUGCCAUUUAAAUCCUGAGCUAACUGUCCAAUUGAAAUGGCGUUCAAAUAAGUUUACAAUGUUCUGGAUGUUAUAUAAUAUACGAGGGUUUGAUUUGAAUCGAAACUUCCCCGACUAUUUCAAGUCCAAUAAUAAGGCCCAACAGCCUGAGACUCAGGUCGUACGGGAUUGGAUUGAUUCCGUGCCCUUUGUAUUGUCGGCUAAUCUUCAUGGAGGAGCUCUGGUCGCCUCCUAUCCCUACGAUAACACUCCCAAUUCAAUUUUAUCUCAAUUCACAUUACACUCGAGUGAAAGUCGGACUCCAGAUAACGAUGUGUUUAAGCAUUUGGCUCAUGUAUAUUCACUCAAUCACUUAACUAUG